UUGUACAAAUAAAUCCUCUUUUCUUCUUUUAAUUUACUUUCAAAUUUCAUUUGAUCUUGUUGGUUUGAAAUAUAUUGUGAUGGAAGAAUGUUUCAGUCAACCAAACAGAAGAACCAAAUAAUUCUGUAUAUUGUUCGAUCCAAUUUACAUAGAAAAUUGACUGAUUUGUGCUUUGAAUUGGAGAAGUCUGGAGAAAAUAUGAGUACAUUAGAUGCUACCAGAGCAGAGCUUGCACUUGCUAUUCUGUUUUUGAACAAAGCUGAGGCCAGGGACAAGAUAUGUAGGGCGAUACAAUAUGGUUCAAAGUACUUGAGCAACGGAGAGCCUGGCACAGCUCAAAAUGUUGACAAAACUACCAGCUUGGCACGAAAAGUUUUUCGGCUUUUUAAGUUUGUCAAUGAUUUGCAUGCUCUUAUUAGUCCAACUCCUCAGGGAACUCCUUUUCCUAUUGUUGCAUUGGGAAAGUCUAAAAAUGCUUUGAUGUCAACUUUUCUGUUUCUGGAUCAAUUUGUCUGGCUUCAGAGAACAGGCAUUUAUAAGAACAAAGAAGGUGCGGAACUUAUUGGCAAAGUAUCUCUUUAUUGUUGGAUGGCCGGCUCAACUUGUACCUCCUUGAUUGAGGUUGCGGAGCUUGGAAGAUUGUCGGCUUCAAUGAAGAAAAUAGAGAAGAAGCUGAACAACACUGAUAAAUAUCAGAAUGAGGAAUAUCUUCUGAAGCUAAAGAAAGCAAAUGAUAGGACAUUGGCUUUGGUAAAGGCAGUUAUGGAUUUAGGGGUUGCUGCUGGUUUACUUCAACUGGCACCUAAUAAACUCACUCCCCGAGUAGUUGGAGGUCUCGGAUUUCUCAGCUCUCUCAUCUCAUGUUAUCAGUUGCUUCCGUCCCCACCAAAGACGAAGACACCAUGAAUCUGUUGACAAGUUUUCCAUGCCUACCAAACUAGUUGGUCUAUGAUUGUAGGAAUAUAAAACAAUAGAUUGCUCUGUCUGCUCUGUAUGAAAGAAAAUAGAUCAAAUAUUUAGUUUUAAAAUUAAGGGUUUAAAUUUGUCAUGUUAAGAUGAUAUUUUCUGUGCAAUUAAGAUGAUAUUUUGUCUUCUUUUAA
This is a messenger RNA of Papaver somniferum (opium poppy), 1100 nucleotides long. Its product is annotated as peroxisomal membrane protein 11D-like. Gene Ontology annotation, cellular component: peroxisomal membrane. NCBI's taxonomy places the organism in Eukaryota, Viridiplantae, Streptophyta, Magnoliopsida, Ranunculales, Papaveraceae. The transcript is spliced from 8 exons. Gene Ontology annotation, biological process: peroxisome fission; regulation of peroxisome size. The record is from RefSeq and is a predicted model, not a curated record. Bases 88 to 906 code for a protein of 272 amino acids.